Molecule: messenger RNA, 1482 nt
Organism: Exophiala spinifera
Lineage: Eukaryota; Fungi; Ascomycota; Eurotiomycetes; Chaetothyriales; Herpotrichiellaceae
Exons: 1
Coding region: 1-1482 (493 amino acids)
Biological process (GO): proteasome-mediated ubiquitin-dependent protein catabolic process
Cellular component (GO): nucleus
Molecular function (GO): ubiquitin protein ligase activity; metal ion binding
Source: RefSeq, a predicted model, not a curated record
AUGUCCGCCGCCGACACCAGCCCGCGACCAGCGGCGAACGACCUGCCCCUGCUUUCGACAUUUCAAAAACAUAUCGAGGACAUGCGUAACCUUUCAUUGUGCAAAAUUUGCAUCAAGCCGUUCUAUGAGCCAUUCAUCCUCGCCUGCGGACACACAUAUUGCUAUUCAUGCCUGGCUAGCUGGUUCGGAGGUGCCCAAAAUCGGAAAAAGAAGAAGAAUUGCCCGGACUGUCGAGCUGAAGUCACGUCACAACCCUCGCCGAACUAUCUGUUGCGAGACCUCGUACAUAUGUUCAUUGGCCGAGCAGAGUUGCUACCUGAAGACGAGACCGUAGCGGAACACCAACAAGCCAAAGAAGACGAGGCUGGACAACUCGCCGCAGAUCGCGCGGGACAAGGCCUCUUCAACGGUGUUUUCAAGCAGCAUCAUCACCAUGCUUUCCAUUUAUCCAGUAUCUGGGCAAGGGGCAUCCUUGAUCAGGAGGACAAUGUCAUGCGAUGUCCAGAAUGUCACUGGGAACUGGAGGAUGGACAGUGUAUGCAAUGUGGUUUCAAUGAGUACGAGCCUGGUGAUAGCGACAUGGACGAGGAAUCAAAUCCUAGUCCUCAACUAGAUACGGAUGAGUACGACUACGAUGACGACUCUGAGGUCGAUAUGGAUUUUGAUUUUGGUCCGGUACACAUUACCACAGGGUACGAAUCGGACCGCACAGAGGCCAGCCGUACUGAUUAUGACGAAUACGACGAUGAGGACGAUAUGGAUAGCUUCAUCGAGCGAGACGAUGCUCCCAUCCACCUCGACGACGAUGGCGACGAUGCACGGAGUGUCUCCACAAUUGUAGGGCGGCGGAAUCAUCACAACAGUGACUACUCGACGGGCGAUGAAAAUGACCAAUGGUCCGAUGAUCAUACCACGAACUAUGCGGGAGCAACUCCUUACUAUGAUGACGAAGACAGAUCGGUGACAGGGACCGAAGUUUCAGGUCACAAUACAGUCUACGACGACCCGUCAGAGGCAUCAGAUGAUGACGACGAACCUAUUUCUCGAUUCCAACCACAUCGACAAUUCGGAUUUCCUUCGAGACGACACAUGAGGACGAUUGUGAGCGAUGACGACGACGAAGAGGACGAGGAUAAUAGCGAUGCUACCGCAAACGAACCAAUAUCUCUGGGAGACUCCGAAGACGAGUCUGACAAUGAUGAUGAUUUCGUGGCUGGGGACGACGAUGAAAGACCAAGAAUAGAAGAGGCUGAGGACGAGGACGAGGACGAUGACGAGGACGAUAUCCGACCUCCGCAAUCUGCUGCACGCCGAAUGCAACACCUCAAUGCUCAACGAGGCAGACGUGGCGAAUCCCGACCGUAUAUUCCCCCGUCCUACGACUCUCGUGCCCAUCACUCACGGUCUCAUCAAUCUGGCCAAUACAGCGCACCAGCGUAUGGCCGGCGGAUUCCUGUUGGAGGCGGCGGUCGGCACUACUAG